Messenger RNA from Erythranthe guttata (spotted monkey flower), 905 nucleotides. Its product is annotated as universal stress protein A-like protein. The record is from RefSeq and is a predicted model, not a curated record. NCBI's taxonomy places the organism in Eukaryota, Viridiplantae, Streptophyta, Magnoliopsida, Lamiales, Phrymaceae.
GGAGAGAUAAGAACAAACAAAGAUAAACUCACAAUUUAAAAAAAGAAAAAAAGAAAAAUUAGAAUUGAAGCACACCAUUUCCAAAAACCAGGAGAGCCCCCCGAAACGGCAAAACUGAACCAGUCCACCAAUCCAUUAGUGCCCCCAGCCCACAACAUACUCUUACACAUGAUGUAUAUAUAUAUACAUAUACAUAUAAACCUUACGCAACAUCAAUUCAUCAUCUCAUAAAAUAAAAUAAAAUUAAUAAUGGCAGAAAAGAAUGGGCGCAAGAUUCUGGUGGCAGUUGACGAAAGCGAUGAGAGCGGUUACGCACUCUCAUGGUGUCUGAAGACUUUGAGUAAUUCCAAUGAUACCCUUGUCCUCAUCUAUGCCGUACAACCUCGUCCUGUCUACACCGCCAUCGAUUCUACAGGGUACUUGUUUACUGCUGAUAUAAUCGCAAAUAUGGAGAUUUUAAGCAAUCAAGUGGCUCAGAGUGUGAUCGACAAGGCUAAGAAGAUUUGCAGCGAAUUCGAUGAUCAAAUUACGGUGGAGGCGAUGGUGGAGACUGGGGAUCCAAGGGAUGUGAUAUGUGAGAUGGCCGACAAGUUGAAGGUUGACUUUUUGGUCUUGGGUAGCCAUGGCUAUGGUACCAUUAAGAGGGCAUUUCUUGGCAGUGUAAGCAACCAUUGUGCUCACAAGGUCAAGUGUCCGGUUCUCAUAGUGAAGAAGCCAAAAUCAAACGAUGCCCACCACUAGUUUCUCACCAGUUCCUGUGUGUUUGAUUUUGUAUUUUUUUUUCUAAUGUACAAGGUGGACGUGUGUUGCCCCGUUUUGUGUUAAAUUUUCUCCAUAUUUUUAUUGUUUGAACUGUAUCUAGUAUAAUUUCAUCAAUUUAUAUAGAGUAAAAAGCAGUUUACCCC